Molecule: messenger RNA, 6071 nt
Organism: Procambarus clarkii (red swamp crayfish)
Lineage: Eukaryota; Metazoa; Arthropoda; Malacostraca; Decapoda; Cambaridae
Source: RefSeq, a predicted model, not a curated record
CCCGCUUACGUCCGCUCCUGCUGGUGGCGGCGGCGUUGGGGACGCUUCCCGCCCUUUCGUCAGCCCAGUGCUUCGGAGGGACCCUGACGAUGGAGAAGACGGUCGGGGUGGCUUUCAACGAGCCGUCUCAACCGCUGCUUAGCAAGCAGGACGCCGCCGUCACCAAUGAGUGUAACAGCGUCUGCAAGAACAAUCCCCAGUGCAGCGCCUUCUCCGUGGACUUCUCCACCUCCAGCUGCGUCUCCUUCGACAGGACCUCCGAGGGCCGGCGCAGGUCUCUCGUCCCAAGAGAAGCCUCGAACUACUAUGAGAAAAUCUGCUUAAGAGGCGUGGACUACAACCGGCUUUGUGGUCAGGAACGCCUUUGGGCGUUUGAGAGAGUCCUGGAUGCCUUCCUGGAUGGCUUCGAUAACAAGACCAUCCCCAACACUGACUCCCGCUCCGAGUGUCUCAAACUCUGUCUCACUGAGACGGACUUCCUCUGCAGGUCGUGUGAGUUCGACAUCACCCGGAGGCUGUGCAGACUCAGCAGAGAGGACAGAAGAACAAAGCCGAACGCCUUCGUGGCUGCUCCUGGCUCCUCCGUCGACUACAUCGAGAACCAGUGCGCCCGGCCGCUUCCCGACUGCCGAUAUACCAUUCAAAACGACGUGAUGGUCGUCUCGCUGGACGCUCUCGAGUUCGCUAACAUCCAGAGCGAUUGUGAGAGUCUCUGCGACAAGUCGCGAAUCAUGACCUGCCGUUCGUACACCUUUGAUCCCCUAGAAAAGAGGUGCUAUCUCUCAGGAGACGAUUCAGUGUCUCUCAACCAGACGGUGUUGCCAUACAAGCAGGGAGUUGUCACAGGAGAGAAGCAGUGUACUGUCAGUCAGUGUGAGAGGGACCAAGGGUCGAUCAUCUACGAGAAGAUCACCGGGCAGACGGUACGGACAGCCAGAGAGACCCUCUACCAGCUCGAUACUACGCCAGGAGGCCUCAGCGAGAAAUGCGGGCAGCGUUGCCUCGAGGACACAGGGGAGUGCCCAGCCUUCGCGGUUGACUACCGCAAUUCUCGCUGUUUCAAGCUUGACCGCAACACCCAGGGCCGCGGCCAAGAGAUCAUCAGCGCCCCCGGCAAGAGUUACUUCGAGAAGAUCUGCGUCAGGACCGCCAUCUCGUUACAGUGCCAAGGGAAGACUUGGCACUUCGAGAGAGUGCCGGGCAAAGAGCUCAGAGGCCUAGACGAUAGACAGAGGCCCCUGGUGCAGAGCCGCAGGGACUGUAUAGAGGCGUGUCUCCAAGAGAGUACCUUCGUCUGUAGGUCAGCCGAGUACGACACCUCCAGCCUCUUGUGUCGCCUCAGCAGGAGUGACAGGAGGUCGAACCCCAACGCCUUCGUCACCUCCACGUCCCCCACAGUGGAGUACCUGGAGAACCAGUGCACCCAAGUGGACGUGAGCUGUCCCUACAGGAAGACCGAGGGCGCCUAUCCCGUCUACCUGGACGACACCAUUGAGCAGGUCGUGUCGGAAGAGCAGUGUCAGAGAGCUUGCACGAACUACAGGCGAUUCAACUGUCGUUCUCUAUCCUACUUCCCUACCGGCUCCCAGUGCUUCGUUUCAGGGGACGACAUGGUGUCUGGAGGUGGUACUGAAGCUCUCCAGAACCGUCCGGGGACUACUUACUUCGAGAGGGACUGUACGAGCACUGGUGGCACUCCCGGAGGCGGAGGUACUGGCACUCCUGGAGGUGGAGGUGGUGUCAUACCUGGAGGAGGAGGUGGAGGGGGUGUCAUACCUGGCGGCGGUGGAGUCACACCUGGAGGCGGAGGUGGUGGCGUCAGACCUGGUGGUGGUGGAGUCAUACCUGGAGGCGGAGGUGGUGGCGUCAGACCUGAUGGCGGUGGGGUCAUACCUGGAGGAGGCGGAGUCACACCUGGAGGCGGAGGUGGUGGCGUCAGACCUGGUGGCGGUGGAGUCAUACCUGGUGGCGGCGGAGUUAUACCUGGAGGCGGCGGAGUGACACCUGGAGGCGGAGGUGUCAGACCUGGUGGCGGCGGAGUCACACCUGGAGGCGGAGGUGGGGGUGUCAGACCUGGCGGCGGCGGAGUCACACCUGGAGGCGGAGGUGGUGGUGUCAGACCUGGUGGCGGCGGAGUCAUACCUGGAGGUGGCGGUGUCAGACCUGGUGACGGCGGGUUUUCAUUCGCAGUAGAUCGCUGUAGCUUCGGCCGGCUCACCUACGAGAAGGUCACGGGCUUCGAACUCUCCGGCAUCAAGUCGGAAAUCCUCUUCUCCAGCAGGACUCCGGGGAUCACAGCGAGGUGCGCGGAGCUAUGCAAGAACCUCAACAGCUGCAUGGCCUUCAACCUCGACUACAACCGGUUCGAAUGCUACUCCUUGGACACCAGAGCCUCCGAGGUCCCCCAGAACCUUCGUCAGUCCAGUGGGGUCGGCUACUUCGAAGGCAUCUGUCUCCGGAGCGGAGGGUGUGGGCUGAGGUGGACCUUCGAACGCGUACCAAACUUCGAGCUGAGUGGCAGAGACAGAGAAACUCUGAAUGGCAUCAGCAAGUCAGAGUGCAUAGAGAGGUGUCUGGAGGAGCGGAGGUUUACCUGUCGCUCGGCCAACUACGAGUACGCUCGGAGGCUGUGUAGACUCUCGGAUCAAGAUCGCUUCUCUGCCCCAACCUCCUUCCAAGCCGCUCCCAACGUCGACUACCUGGAAAACCAGUGUGCUCCUAAGCCCGGGGGCUGUGUGUACAAGAACAAUCAGAGAGACAGGUACCUGAUCUACACCACCAAGGCUACCAGCGCCUUCAGCGACGCUACCUGUAAGCGAGCCUGUGAUGUGGAAACAGAAUUCAACUGUCGAAGCUACUCAUUCAUGAGUGCGAGUAACUCCAACACCAACCAGUGCUACUUGAGCGGCGACACAGGCACCAAUGCUGGCAACAGUGCCUUCCAGUUCCUCCCAGGAUCCAUGUUUGCCGAGAUGGAGUGUUCAGACUACUCCACAGGUGCUGGUUCUGCAGGAGUUGCAGGCUCCGAUGCAGGCUUUGGGGAGUCUGGUGGAGGAGGCACCCUUGGAGGGACUGGUGGCUUUGGACGACCUGUAGGAGGUGGGACUGGUGGUUUUGGAGGAGUUGGGGCUGGUGGAUUUGGACGACCAGGAGGAGGGACUGGUGGCGUUGGACGACCUGUAGGAGGUGGGACUGGUGGCUUUGGAGGUGCUGGGGCUGGUGGAUUUGGACGACCUGGAGGUGGGACUGGUGGAUUUGGAGGGGCUGGUGGAGGAGGAACCGGUCUCUUCGGAGGAACCGGAGGUGGAGGAGUAACCGGAGGUUCAAAUGGAGGAGGAGGAGGCCUCUUUGGAAGCGGCUUUGGAGGAACGGGUGGAAGCACUGGAACUGGUGGAUUUGGAGGAACCGGUGGAGGUGGAGGACUCUUCGGAGGAGCUGGAGGCUUCGGUGGAACUCCAGGAGUUGGAGGUGGAGGAGGAGCCGGUGCGGUACCUGGAGGUGGAGUUGGUGGGGGCGUUGUACCUGGAGGUGGCGUUGGAGGCUCCGCUGGAGAAGUGUUGAAUUGUCGAUUCACUCCAACCUACGAUAAGGUGGUGGGCGUAGACCUACGUGGAGCCAGGGAGGAGAUCCGCGCCAGGGACCAGCUGGGAGUGACCAUCGAGUGUCUGAAGGAGUGCGACCGCCGCCAGGGGCGAUGCUUGGCCGUCACCCUCGAAACCUCGCCCUCGAACGCCCAGCGAUGCUACGCCCUUGAGCGGGCGGCUGGCCAGGACCCCGCAGCCCUCACGCCCGCACCAGAGGUCUCCUACUUCGAGAAAGUCUGCAUUCCAGAGCGGAGCUGCGGGAAGGCCUGGUCCUUCGUCAGAGUGCCAGGGUACGACCUUAACGUCAAUGGUCGCAUUCUCAACAACGUUCCCACGCGCCAGGAGUGCCAAGCAGAGUGCCUCAGAGCCACCGACAUCCCCUGCAGGUCUGCGGUGUUCGACGCCAGACAACGAACCUGUCGCUUGAUGGGGGAGACUAGGAGGACUGAUCCUGACAAGUUCACCUACACCUCUCUUAAUGUGGAGUUUAUGGAGAAUCAGUGUGCUCCAGAUCCACCCAACUGUGACUACGCCAACUACGAGGGCCGCUUCCUGCCCUACUUCGACCGGUUCUUCACAAACGUCUUCGACCCGGCGGAGUGCAAGCAGUACUGCGACAGCGAGAGGGACUUCUCCUGCCGGAGUUAUAACUUCCAGUCGUUCCGGCGUGAGUGUUCGCUGAGCUCAGACGACACCUUCACCACCGGCGGCCAGAACGCCCUCCAGGUCGAGCGGGACUACUUCUACUCCGAGCGGGGCGCCUGCAAGACCGUGAAAGUAGACUGCACGCCCACCGACAUGCUCGUCACCUUCUCCUUCGGUACCCCCUUCGAGGGACGCGUGUACGCCACAGGUAACGCCCAGGCCUGCUUCGAGAUGGGCAACAGACAGACGCAGCUCAUCUUGCGAGUGCCACUAGGCACCACCUGUGGCACCAAGGAAGAGGCGUCGGGGAAGUUUGUCAACACUGUUGUAGUGCAGCAGCACCCGCUCAUCAUGCAAGAGUCUGAUAGAACAGUUCGGGUGGAGUGUUCGUUCGAGGCGGGGGACCAGACUGUUAGCUACGCUCCCGAAGCCAGCGCCGGCAGGACCGGAGGUGGGAUCGAUAUCAAUGCGCAGUUCCGACCGGGGGCUAACGAUAUCAUUAGCAACACUGCGCCCACGCCCACGGUGCGCAUGCGCAUCUACAAAGCCAAUGGGGAGGAAGCGAACAACGUCAACCUUGGGGAGCUGCUGACCCUGAAGAUUGAGAUGGAGCAGUCGUCAGCCUUCGCUAUUUUUGCUAGGAACCUGGAGGCGAGGACGGACAACGGAGAGUUGAUGACCCUUGUUGACAAUAUUGGGUGCCCGCGGUACCCGUCCAUAUUCCCGGAGCUACAACUGGAGGAGAGGACUAAGAGCCUCUACGGGGACUUCAAGGCCUUCAGGUUUCCCUCUACUGCCCGCGUCAACUUCGUGGCUACCGUCAGGUUCUGUCAGGACCGCUGUGAUCCGGUCCCGUGUGGCUCAGGCGUUGUGUCGUACGGUCGCCGUCGCCGCCGCCGCCGUACUGCGGUGAACACGACCGAGAACCACGAAGACGUCGACGAAGUAGAAGAUGAGGGGCAGACUACACACAUCGAACUCUCCACAGAUGGUACGCUUGAGAACACCUUCACCUUCAGCGUGGAACCCUUCGAGGUCUCAGAGGAGACGUUACCGCCGGUGACUACCAGAACGACCAAACGUUCCCUGAGCACCACCAAACGUUCUGUAAACACCACUACCACUACCACCAGCACCACCACCACCGGUUCUACCAGAACGACCACCCCUACCACCACCACCACAGAAGGAACGACAACCAAAGAGGAUAUUAAUCCUGCUGAAAUGCCAAGUGAUAUUCCUGUUGCUCUCUCGCUGGUGGUGGGAGAGGACACCAUGCCUGAGGGUUGGGAUGACCGCCACAGACACCGGUAUAGAGAUGAGACCUACGUCGCGGACGACUACGUGUGCACACCGACCUCGACGGUGGUCGCCGCGGUACUGACGCUCCUCGUCCUCCUGUGCGCGGGGUCGGUUGGCUUCGUUUUCUUUUACCGCACCAAGAAGCGCCAUUGGCAGAAAAUGGGAAGCUGCGAGCCCUUUCCCUUACCUCCACAGCCCAAAACCCAGUUCUUCAACAGCCCUGAGGUGAUGUUCAGGGCAGCUUAUGGGGGCUUCCCCGGCCAGUCCAACCUAGCCUCAAACAUGGCGGCUUUCACCACUGCGCAAGCGAUCUCCCCCAUGCACGAAGACGCCCCUCAGUAUAAGGAAUAGGUGUGGCUUGGAGGAGGAUGCGGCCAGAACGCUGAUGGUCCAACCGCAUGGGGCCAUUGGGGAAUCGAGCAGCGAUCCUGCAUGAAAAGAGAGAUCGUCGCUCUACUGACCAACGUAUCUUCUUUGGACGCGAGUGUGUGUGUGUGUGUGACAAGUGUGUGUGUGUGUGUGUGUGUGUGUGUGUGUGUG